Sceloporus undulatus (fence lizard) is the source of this 2324-nucleotide messenger RNA. It is a transcript of the gene PLAC9, whose product is annotated as placenta associated 9. The transcript has 5 exons. The coding region runs from base 106 to 396 and encodes 96 amino acids. The record is from RefSeq and is a predicted model, not a curated record. Lineage: Eukaryota; Metazoa; Chordata; Lepidosauria; Squamata; Phrynosomatidae.
CCUGUGUGGAAUUUGAAGAGAGGCAGUGUGCUGGGGAGAGAGGCUGCUUAUUUCUCUGCAUCUGCUGGACCAGGAGAAACACCUUUAAAGCGAUAUUCCGAAACCAUGCUUUACAUUUGGCCUCUGCUUUUUAUGUUCAUGUUGAAUGGACCAGGAGGACUAGUUGCUGCAGAUCCUGUCACAGAUCGCGAGACAAUUUCAGAACAAAGUGACUGGUGUGAUGAUCACAAUACAAUUCAUAGACGGUUAGAUACUAUCCAGGAGCAGGUAGAAAAAACAGUUGACCACCUGGACUCUGAAGUCAAAUCAUUGCUGAAUACUAUCAGUGAAACAGCAUGGGCUGUUCCCCUUGCGCGGGGAACUCCCCUGGUGGAUCUCUUUGAAGAUCCCAGCUGAACUCAAGAAGAUGGAUGAGAAGCACGCUUGCAAACCUGUGUGUCAUCCAUCUAAAUAAUUUACCUUGUUCGCACUUUGUAUUUUUAAAGCCAAACUCAUGUAUUUAGUCUUGAAAUGGACAGUGCUUCACAGCAAGUUCUUCAUGAUCAAUACAAAAUAUAAAAUAUGAAGGUAAAAUUAAUGUUGGCCCUCAUGAAGAUUUUGUCAUGUAUUUACACACGACACACAAUAUUGGCAGGUGUCAUUCUAGAAAGCCAAAAUAACUUUUUUUCAAAUGUGUUAGCAGCCUUAGGAUGGCACAGGAAAAAGGAAAAGUAGUUAAAGAAACCACAAUAUAGGUUUUCCACUGUGACUGGAAAACCAGCUCUUGGCUAGAGAGUCAUAUUUUGCAUGUCCAGGGGCAAGUCCACUCCACAACAAAGCACACAAGAUGAUUUUGGAAAAAUCCACAACUAUUUAUUGAUUAAAGCAGAUUGACAAAUGCACAGAUUCAGAUCUGGGCACUGACCAACCCACCUGUUGAUCCAUGAACCACCAUUCUGUCCCACUUGCCAGAAAGAGAAGUGAGGCAAGAAACAUCUGGGCUAGUAGUACUCACACCUUUUACUCUUGAGACCUCCCUUUACUGCUACAUGUGAAUAUUGCAAACCUCCCCAUUCAAAGCAGUACAUGAAUAAAAAUAUUUAAUUUAUUUAGUGUGCAUAAUUUCAUUUGCACAUUUGCGUAUAUUCAUGCUUUAAUAUUUUAUAAGGAAAUAAGAUCAUUCAAAUUCGUUUUUAGAUAGAUUCAAUGUUUAAUUCAACACCUGGGUAAAUGUUACAUAUAAAAAGUUUGGGAGGAGGAGUAGGAGGGAUCAGAGCCUCCAAGUGCACUUUACAGGGCACUUGAAACGAAGUCCAAGAUCCCAGCCCCAUACUAACCACCCCCGAAUUUGUAACAGGUCAUGAAAUGUUACACCAACAAUGACAAAAAUGUUUAUUAACACAUAAAAAUACCACUGAAGCCCUAAACUGAGGGCAGAGGGCAGGCUCUAUUCCAAACAGAACUACCAAGGAGGGAGGAGGCAAUGGCAGAUAAACCCCUGCACCCAACUGGAAUGAAAACUUUGUAUUCACUCUGGUCAGGUUCAUCAGCACCAGUUGUUGAAGAAUAUGAGUGGGAGGAUGGUAACUAUACAGACUUGUGGGAGAAAGAUACACCAACAGCUAUUGUAGUGAACUGCCAAGAUAUCCUUAAAAAGGCAUCUUAAACAUGGAAGCCUUUCUCCAGGCACAGCCAACAGUACACAUAUGCAACAACGUACAUACAGACCAAGACAGUGGAGUACUUGAUGCCAUCUGCACUGUACACCUUGUGUCUGAAUGUAUAAUGUUACAUGGAUGGGCAGGAAGGUCUCUUAGCUAAGAUCAUUGUCCUAAAGCAAAAGAAUGAUCACUUUUUUGGUUUUAUUAUGUCAUUUAUAAACUCUAUAAUUCUUUCUAUCAUUUUUUUUAGUGAUAGGAAUUAGGGUGCUGUAUGAAUUGCAGAUUUUCACAUUAAGGCGGCUGUAUCAAUCAUACAUGGCAAGUUUGACUGAAGAAAUGCAUGUAAGAACUGACGGAAGAUUCUGUUGAAACAACUGCAUAUUUUCCGAAGUGAUAGCAUCAAUUCUGUUUUUGAUCUCUUAUCAUCAUUCAAUUAGCAUGCUCCAUUUGGACAUUUAAUAUGGUGCACAUUGUGUAUACCACUUGACUGUACUUUUACUAUUCCAAAUAUCACUUUGUUAGUUACAUUUAAUUUGGAAAUGAUCAUGCUACAGAUACAUUGUUGGUGGUUUCUAGUAUAUUUUGCUGCCAGUUAUUGUUUACCUGAAUGCUACAUGAUUUGGAUACCACUGCACAUUGUAUUUAUUGUUAUAUGUUGCACUAAUAUAUUAGUCGGUUCUUGAA